Molecule: messenger RNA, 600 nt
Organism: Suillus discolor
Lineage: Eukaryota; Fungi; Basidiomycota; Agaricomycetes; Boletales; Suillaceae
Exons: 2
Coding region: 126-509 (127 amino acids)
Source: RefSeq, a predicted model, not a curated record
AAGGCGUUCAAGCGCAGUGGCUGGCUUCUACCAUGAUUUAAGGACGAGGAUUCCAACUGUCUCAACAGAACAACGCUCCUCUCUAGCUCUUCAACCCUCACCGCCUAUCUACCUUCAAUACCAACAUGACUGACGUUCUUGGUGUUCUUGUCAUUGCCCGUAAUGGUGACCGCACAGAGUACUACCAAGACCCUAAGACCUACGAGAGCUCCUACACCGAAAGCACUGCCCUUGGUGCUGCCGAGUCUCACCAGCUCGGAACCUUCCUUCGCUCGACCUACAUGUCCCCGGGUUCUCCUUCAUACAUCGCGAAAUUGAAAACAAGCUACUAUAACGACGCCGGAAACUACACCGACAUCUCAGAACUCCGAUUGACGAUCAAGAGUCGAGACUUGAAAAUUCUUGUGGCAUUAGAGUCCUUGCAUGCUAACAGAUUAUACAAAGCCGGUUCUGUAGUAUGGGCUUGCUUAGCGAAAAACAAUCGAAAAAGGACGGGACACUCACCGUGAAUGUAGAUGUGAACAAAAGUAGAUCGGCUGUACGAUUUCAUCAGGUGGCCUUGGUUAGGCUUUGAAAGAGUGGGAUGCCAUGGUUAAUAAC